Molecule: messenger RNA, 1888 nt
Organism: Salpingoeca rosetta
Lineage: Eukaryota; Choanoflagellata; Craspedida; Salpingoecidae
Exons: 14
Coding region: 150-1622 (490 amino acids)
Molecular function (GO): protein binding
Source: RefSeq, a predicted model, not a curated record
GCAGAUUUUGCAGGUGUCUCAGGCGAGCGAGGGCGAACAAACAAGCGCAAAGCAGCGACACACUUGUCACACACCCAUCAUCGCACACACACGCCACGACCAAGGCAGGUCAAGAGCCGACAGCCAAGAACAACAACCGCAAAACCGACAUGGACACGUCUCCAGACACCAACGCAGGGAUGGACCCCAAGGCGCAAGCUGCGGCGCUGAAGGAGCAGGCCAAUGCCGCGUACAAGAGCCACGACUUUUACAAGGCCGUCGACCUGUACACCAACGCUAUCCGGUUGGAUGGUGAAUGUGGCAUCUACUACAACAACCGCGCUGCGGCAUACAUUCAGCUCAGGCGGUACUCCGACGCCCUGAAGGAUGCCCUCGCCGCCAUCCGCAUCGAUAACACCAACAUCAAGUUCUAUCUUCGUGCUGCCAAGUGCUACACGGGCCUGGGUCGCUUCUCCGAUGCACGCCGCUACAUUGCCGAUGCGCAGAAGAUUGACGCCACAAACAAGCAGGCCAAGACACUGCUUGCCGAUAUUGAACACGCAGAGCAGUUUGUUACCCGCUCCCAGCAAGCAGAGGAGUCGAAGCACUACAACAACGCCCUCUCCCAGCUCGAGCGCGCGCUUGAGAUUGCGCCGAGCAGCAGCGACCUAAAGCUGAAGAAGGCAGACGUGCUCAUCAAGGCCGACCGUGUUGGCGAGGCGUCCCGCAUCGCUUCUGGGGUGCUGCAGGAGAACAGCAUGAACUCGGACGCCCUAUACACGCGCGGCAUCUGUAUGCUCCACACCGGUGACAUGGACCAAGCGCUUGCCCACUUCAAGCGCGCCCUGCAGAGCAACCCCGACCACUCCCGCAGCAGGACAAAGCUGAAGGAGGUGAAGGCGAUUGCGUCCAAGAAAGAGGAAGGAAACGCCGCUUUCAAGUCCGGAAAAUAUGAAGAAGCCCUCGAGCUCUACAACCAGAUUCUGGCCCAGACGGAAGGGCUGAAGCUGUUCAAUGCAAAAAUCUUCUUCAACCGCGGCAUUGUGCAGUGGAAGCUGGGCAACCUGGAGGAAGCUGCGGAGAACUGCACGCGAGCGCUGGAGUGCGACGAGUCGUACACAAAAGCCCUCCUGAAGCGCGCGGAGAUCAACAUGCAGAUGGAGGAGUUUGAGGCUGCCGUUCGCGACUACGAGCAGGCUAGCGAGGCAGACCCGUCAAACAGAGACCUGCGCGAGAAGGUGCGCCACGCCAAGCUCGAGCUGAAGAAGAGCAAACGCAAAAACUACUACAAGAUCCUCGGCGUCGGCAAGGAUGCCUCUGAUCGGGAGAUCAAGAAGGCGUACAAGAAGGCUGCGCUGACGUGCCACCCUGAUCGCGUACCCCCGGAGGAGAAGGACGACGCUGAGAAGAAGUUCAAGGAGGUUGGUGAGGCAUACAACGUGCUCUCCGAUCCGCAGAAGAAGAUGCGCUACGACAACGGCGAGGAUCUGGAGGACAUGCAGAGCGGCUUCCCUGGCGGCGGCGGCGGCGGUGUUGAUGUGCACGACCUCUUUGCACAGAUGUUUGGUGGUGGCAUGGGUGGUGGCAUGGGUGGUGGCGGCUUCCACUCUCGCGGCUUCCAUGGUGGUGGCUUCCCCUUCUAAGCAACCAACCAAUCCCAUCCAACCAAUCCAACCACCCAACCAACCAAUCCAACCAGGCAACCAACCAGCCAACCGUCAAAGCAACCUUCAAUUCUCCCCUCUCCUGUUGUUUGCGAUGCACUCCUUUUGUUGUCAGGGCACCUAUCGAAUUGCAUUGUUUGGUCCAAGUCUUUGUUUGCUCUGUCUUCUGUUUGGUUCGUUUGCUUGUGCUGUCGCUUGGCGUUAGUUGUUAGACAGUGAAUCGAUAGACACACAAAGCACACCGC